Xyrauchen texanus (razorback sucker) is the source of this 5113-nucleotide messenger RNA. It is a transcript of the gene myadma, whose product is annotated as myeloid associated differentiation marker a. NCBI's taxonomy places the organism in Eukaryota, Metazoa, Chordata, Actinopteri, Cypriniformes, Catostomidae. Gene Ontology annotation, cellular component: membrane. The transcript has 4 exons. Bases 287 to 1168 code for a protein of 293 amino acids. The record is from RefSeq and is a predicted model, not a curated record.
GGAGUACUGAAGCACCCGUUAAGGAACAGAAUAUCUGACCAGCGUCAUGGGUCGUUUCUCCUUUAUUGAAUACUGAAAUAAAGGGACAACGUUUCUAAAAGGUCCUCGUUGUGGCGUAGUGACUCGCCUCAAUCCAGGUGGCGGAGGACGAAUCUCAGUUGCCUCAGUUUUUGAGACCGUCAGUCUGCACAUAUUAUCUCGUAUCACGUAGGCUUAUUGAUCUCACCUGAAGAACACAACCUCAUUUAGGAAUACAAUUGGAAAAAAAAUAUAUACACUUGCAAUCAUGCCACUGGUCUUGCAGCCCUCCCGUCUCAUGUGGGCACGUUUGACAGCUCUGGUUUUCACAUGUGUGGCAUUUAGUGUGGCCUCCCAUGGAGGGUCACUCUUUGGUGGCAUGGGUGACUUGAGUGUGUUCUGCUGGGCUUUUAGCUUCGCUGGCACCUUACUAGUUUUAUUUGUGGAGCUCAUGGGUCUACAGUCACGUGCCCCUGUGUCCUGGACAAACUUCCCCAUUACAUUUGCCUGCUAUGCUGCACUCCUCUGCCUGUCCGCUUCCAUCAUCUUCCCCCUCUACUUCCUCAAGGGCAAUCAGAGCCGCGGUGAGAUCCGGGACCACAGAACUGCCGCCUCUGUGUUUUCCUGUCUGGCCACUUUGGCAUACCUGGUGGAGGUGAGUCUGGCACGGGCACGACCAGGGGAAGUGGCUGGAUACAUGAAAACAGUUCCAGGCCUGCUGAAGGUGUGCGAAACCUUUGUGGCCAGCGUCAUAUUUGUGUUCGUUAGUGAGCCCGUUUCUUAUGACAGUCACUCUGCUAUGAAGUGGUGCAUGGCCGUCUAUUGCAUCUGUUUUGUGAUAUCAGCCACAAUCGUGGUGUUGUGCAUUGGAGAAUGUACUGGGUGUCUCCCUUUCCCAUUUGCAAAGUUCCUUUCUGCGUAUGCCCUACUGGCUGUUGUAAUGUACCUCACUGCCACAAUUAUUUGGCCAGUGUUCAAGUUUGACAGCCAUUAUUCCAGAACAUCCAGCAGACCAGUCAAUUGUCAGGACAGCCCAGGUAUGUGUCCUUGGGAUAAAUUGGUCGCUGUGGCUGUUCUCACCGCACUCAAUUUCCUGAUCUACCUGGCAGAUCUGGCAUAUUCUGCCCGACUGGUGUUUGUCACCGCAUGAGAGAAGCUAUCAUCUUUUUUUGACCAUUGAUGUUAAAAUCUUUGAAAGCGAAAGAGUUGCGGUAGCCCUUUAUGCCAAGUUUCUGGUGCAUGAGGAAAAUGCCCAGUAAAUAAGAUUGUAUUAUUGUAAAAAUGUAUGUGACUUUUAGAUUUACUAUGGGCAUGUUCCAAAACUUAGAUAGCUGCCUCCUGCCUGCAGCUGUCUUCUAUGGCAGCAUCCUUACUGAAAUGAUGCCUCAGUAAUAAGAGACCGAUUUGGAAUGCUUUACAUAGCUCCGCGCAUCUUUCAAAUAGACUAGCAAUUGAUUUUAACACAGGUGACGCGAGAGAAAUGACACAAUCCUCUAAUAAGCAUAAUUACAUAUAAACAUAUAAUACAUAUAGCACACACAUUUUAGGUAAAAUAAACUAUGUUUCCAUCCAAGGAUUUUUUGCGGAAAAAGUUUUAGCGCAUCAAAAUAAAGCUGAUAGAAAGGAAAUUAUCGCUAAAAUUUCACAAGUUUCGACAUAAUAUUUUUCCGUUUAACUCUAGCACAUAAACUCUGUGUCGAUAUAUCAAGUGUCACGAAAAACUGGUUUGGAAACACUUUUUGUCGAGGAAAUUGGCAUUAACGACAAUUUCUGUCACAUGACAGAAUUUACCCCAACCGUUAGCCUAUGUUAAUCAUGACAACAAGGCAUACAUCCUUGAAAGCCAAUUUAUUGAACGCGAUUAUGGAUUGAUCUUAACGGCAUAUCACAGAUCCGAUGUUGCAAACAUGAUACUUCCAGGAGUGCCAACACAAAUAUCUCGUAUCAUGCACAUCGACAAGUGCACGGAGAAUUGCACAAAGAUGUUUUAAAUGAAAAAUAAAUACACAAUUCUAGGAGAAAAGCUUGUUUUUUUAACACUAACAUAUAGCCCAAUUCUGUUAAAUUAUUGUUUAGUUUACUUUUGAAAAAAUGCCGGCCAAAUCCCCUAUAUUAAAUAAAAUAAAUUACCAAAUGAAAAAAGCAUUACAUCAAAACAAUUCAUUACCAAAUGAAAAAAUAUAUAUUUUUUUAGACCUAUAUAUGCCUUUUAUUUACACAAACUUAAAUUAGCCAUACCCUGUUCUGUAGACCAAAAAAGUCGGCUGAAUGACAUUCUCAGAAUGUUCUAGACUUUGUUGCUAGACUAGACUGCUCCAUUUUGAUUGCAAUUUCUCAUCUGAUUGCUUUUAUUUAUGAAAUUAAAAUGACGGUUAGCUGGCUAAUUUCAAUGAAUUGUCUCAGUACUCUCCCCAUUUUACCAAAAUUUCAGAGGAAAGAGAUUAGGGACAUCUGGGAUGUAAAUUAUCGAUAAGCACACAUUUCUGUAUGGAAACGGCUUCAGGGCAGAUUUCUUUUGAGAUAAACCAAAACUUAUGCGACAAAGUGUUUUUUUAGGCAUGAUGUCAUCACGCACACUAAUUUUAUCGAUAAAAGGCCAUUUGAAUGGAAACAGGCAGAAGACGGCAAAAUAGCACGAAAAGUGGAUGAAACUAGGCUAUAGUCAGUUUUGUAUCAUAUUAAACUCAUAUUUAUCGAUACUUUUAAGUAUUCAAUGGAUUAUAAAUGUAUCUAUGAUCUAAAUUCCUCUCGCUUUGUCCGGCAUUUUGGAUUUAUUUGGAUUGGAUUUAUUUUUCCACCGAGCUCAUCAUGUUACAUACUGGUACAUACAGGAAGGACAAUGUUACCUUAGAAUUUGGCCAAAACAAUAUAUAUUAGUUGGUGGUAUAAUUAAGAUACCUACAUUUUGGAAUAGCUUUGUGUCUAUGAUGUCUUAAAAUUCUGCCUCCGGAGGAUGCUCACUAGGUUUUGGAACAGACCCACUGUGUUUUCUCUAUGUACAUCUGCUGCCUUAUCUAAAUCCAAAUUGCUGUAUUCAAACACUGUUCCUUUUUUUGCUGUUUUACGUAACAUGAAACUUGUUUGUCACAUACACCAGUCAUAUGGUGGUUUUGUGAUUUUAAAGACAUUUUGAUCUUAUGGUUUAUGCUCUUAACAGUCCCAACAGGAUUUUACAGUAUUUUAAUUUAAUUACUGAGGCCCAAAUUGACUGAAUUUGCUGUGGCUUUUCUUAAAAAUUGUGAUUCAAUGUGGCAUUUGUUUUUAUUGUUUUACAAUAAAGAAUUAAAAAUUAAAAUAGUAUCGGAUAGUUGUGUAAUGACAGCAGAAGUUAAAUUACCUGCAAAUAUUGCAGUGCUUAAUAACUGAAUAUGAAGUAAGCAAGCAAAUAUAAUAAAUACACACAAAACAGGAUACAUAUAAGAGGUGAAAUCCAUCAGAUGUUGUAGAUAAUAUGAGAUUAAUAGAAGAACCAUAAUUAUUUUUAUUUAAAAGAUUUCAUCCGGACAAUGCAAGUAAACUUUGACAUGGUUAAAAUGUAGACCUACAAUAAAAAUAUAAACUAAAUACACAGAGAAUGAGGAUUCAGUAAUGAUGGGGAUGCAAGAUGUUUUAUUAAACAAAAAAAUAAUAUGGAGUAAUAACAACAGUGCUAUAUGGGGAAAAAAUAUCCUUGUUGCAGACUUGAGGGUUGUUCCAUAAAACAAGAUUAGAAAAUAAGCCAGGCUUAUUUUGGUUAGUCAGACUUAUUGUCGGUGAAUUCUGUUUCAUAAAGCAAACUUAAAAUAGUUCAAACUCAGUUACCCUGGAAACUUAUGCUGGGAAACUAGCCUGGUCCGGGGCAGGCUAACUGUCAGGCUAAGCCUGAAAGGAUGCUUAACCAGAAUACCGUUUUAACACUGACCCACUGGGAAUGUGAUGAUAUUACAUCGGACUCUCUGGCAUGCUGCCAUUUUAUUUCAUGUAACCACUAUCAGUCCAACAAUGAAAACAAAUGCACUUUAAAAAUAAAUGUAAUACAUUCGAACAUACAAAAAGUGAAACAAAUGUAAAUUAAAGGUAGGCCUAUUUGUUUAGUUGGUGUGAUUUUUGUAAUGAAUCAAUUAAAUGUCUAUAAAUAGGGAGCUCCACCCAUAUGUGUAGGAGGACGCAUAUAGUCAUGGCGUGUCCUUUCAUUGAUGAGGUGGUGGAUGAGGGAGCGAUAAUCAUACGCAGGGCAUUUCAGAGAGAACGUACUUUCAGGGACAGGGCAGACCCGUUGGCUUUUUCUGACUACUACCUGCAUGAGCGGUAUAGAUUCUCGAGGGAAGGGAUAGCAUAGAUUACUGAGCCCACACAUCGCAAAUAGCACACGGCGCAAUAAAGCGCUCACAGUCCCACAGACUGUGUGCAUUGCACUUCGGUUUUUUGCCAGCGGAUCAUUUUUGUACACAGUUGGAGAUGCAGAGAAUAUCAGCAAAGCAUCGGUUUGCCGCUCUGUACGAAUUGUGUACCUGUCUUCAAAAAAAAUACUUAAUGUGUUCAUCACCUUCCCUGGCCACAGAGCGAUUCACAGUAUUAAACAGGCCUUUUAUGGAAUCGCUGGUAAGUUCAAAUAAGAACUAUAUAGAAAAUGGAAAUAUUUAUUGUCUGUUAAUGUAAGACAGGCAAUUGACAGACAAACACUUAACUUUUGUAGCUUUCCCAAAUGUUAUCGGAGCUCUGGACUGCACCCACGUGCGCAUAAAGCGCCCGUCUGGUCCGCAUGAAGCAGACUUCGUUAAUAGGAAAUCAUUACACAGCAUCAAUGUACAGGUACAGUCCCACUGAGAUUAUAUUGUAGGCUAGAAGCGACUGUUCUUUACAAUAAGCUGGGCACCAGUGUUCUAUUCAUUGCAAAUGCAUUAACAAUUCUAUUUAUAUAUAUCUAUGUAAGUCCAAUGUAGUGACCUACAUUUUUAAUUAUUUAGAUGAUUUGUGAUGCAGAUUGCAUCAUCACAAAUGUAGAGGCAAAAUGGCCUGGCUCAGUGCAUGAUUCCAGAAUCUUUCGGGCCUCUUCUCUUUCCCACCAACUGGCACAAGGUCAAUUCUCAGGAGUUUUGCUGGGAGACAAGGGAUA